Molecule: messenger RNA, 3139 nt
Organism: Monodelphis domestica (gray short-tailed opossum)
Lineage: Eukaryota; Metazoa; Chordata; Mammalia; Didelphimorphia; Didelphidae
Source: RefSeq, a predicted model, not a curated record
UGUGGGGCGGGCGGCAGAGAGCAGGACUGAGUUUGAUCCGAGUCCUUCUGGGGCCGACACCUCCCGCCUGGGCCUCCUGGAGCCCACUUCCUGGAUCUCCCUAAAGCCGGGAGCCCCCCCCCCCCCCCCACGGCCCGGGACUCUGCAGCUGGGCGGGGCUGGCUGCGGCUUGUAAGGAGGUGGGGCGGGAGAGAGCCGGGGUGCCAAUUUCCUGUAGAGUACUGGGUAUACACGGGGCUGCUCUGGUGCUGACUGCGGACCGCUGUGGCCUCCGGCUUCCUCUUCGGGAUCUUCUUUCCUGCUACAACGUCCUGCCGGAUGCAGUUUUACUGCGCCCUGUCCGGACCCAGGAGUCCUGCCUUCCGGCCCCUGAGCCCCAGACUCCCUGGCUCCUGCUCCCCCGCCCCUCGGGCAGCCUCAGCUUCAGGCACCCUAAGCUAAACAGGCAAAAAUGAGCAGAGAGGGCGGAGAGUGAAGAGGAGCUCUGGAGGGCUUCCUGGAGAGACAAGACCAGGAAAAGCUGGAGGAGCUUCACCAGAUGGAUUCACUGGGGCUACUUUGCUGCCUCUACAGGGAGCCUGGAGUCCCAGGGAUGGCCUUGGAAAGGGACAGACUCCCAGGCCAAGAGGUGGUGACAUUCCAGGAUGUGGCUGUGGACUUCACUGGGGAGGAGUGGCGCCUCCUGUCCCCUCCCCAGAAGGAGCUGUACAAGGAGGUGAUGCUGGAGAAUGCCCGGAACCUGCUCUCUGUGGGACUGCCAGGUCCCCCAGAAGAAGUGAUCUCUUCUUUGGAGCAGAAGGAAACCCCAUGGAUACUGGAACAAGAAGACCUGAGAAGCUGCUGCUCAGUAGAGAUGAGACCUGAAAUAAAGAACACUCCAACAGACAUGAGCCUUCCUGUGGGAGACAUGCACCGACAAAGAUUCAUGAGUCACGGUCCCAAUAACUUUGCUUUCAGAGAAUACUGUGUUGCACCUCCAAACUCAUCUCAUAUUGAACAUCAAAGAAUGCACCCUGAGGAAAAAUCUAGUGGAAAUAAGGAAUGUGGAAAGAUUUUUAUGCACAGGGACAAUCUUGCUAGAUAUCAGAGAAUCUACACUGAGGAGAAAUCUUAUGAAUGCCAGCAAUGUGAAAGGACUUUCAAGCGGAGCUCCAGUCUUGCUGUACAUCAAAUAAUCCACACUGGGGAGAAACCUUAUGAAUGCAAGCAGUGUGGAAAGACAUUCAGUUGCAGCUCCGCUCUCGCUGUACAUCAUAGAAUCCACACUGGGGAGAAACCUUAUGAAUGCAAGCAGUGUGGAAAGACAUUCAGUUGCAGCUACUAUCUUUCUGGACAUCAGAGAAUCCACACUGGGGAGAAACCUUAUGAAUGCAAGCAAUGUGGAAAGACAUUCAGUCAGAGGUCCCAUCUUAACUUACAUCAUAGAAUCCACACUGGGGAGAAACCUUAUGAAUGCAAACAGUGUGGAAAGACAUUCAGUCGGAACUCCUAUCUUGCUGUACAUCAGAGAAUCCACACUGGGGAGAAACCUUAUGAAUGCAAUCAGUGUGGAAAGACAUUUAGUCAGAACUCCAGUCUUGCUGAACAUCAGAGAAUUCAUACUGGAGAGAAACCUUAUGAAUGCCAGCAGUGUGGAAAGGUAUUCACUGUGAGCUCCUGUCUUGUUGUACAUCAGAGAACACACACUGGGGAGAAACCUUAUGAAUGUAAGCACUGUGGGAAGACAUUCAGUUGUACCUCCAGACUUGCUCAACAUCAGAGAAUCCACACUGGGGAGAAACCUUAUGAAUGCAAGUGGUGUGGAAAGGCAUUCAAUUCCAGUUCCCAUCUUGCUGUACAUCAGAGAUUCCAUACUGGGGAGAAACCUUAUGAAUGCCAACAAUGUGGAAAAGCAUUCACUGUGAGCUCCCAUCUUGUUGUACAUCAGAGAAUCCAUACUGGAGAAAAACCUUAUGAAUGUAAACAGUGUGGAAAGACAUUCAGUUGCAGCUCCGCUCUUGCUGUACAUCAAAGGAUCCACACUGGGGAGAAACCUUACGAAUGUAAGCAGUGUGGAAAGACAUUCAGUUGCAGUUCUCAUCUUUCUGUACAUCAUAGAAUCCACACUGGGGAGAAACCUUAUGAAUGCCAGCAGUGUGGAAAGACAUUCACUUGCAGCUCCACUCUUGCUGUACAUCAUAGAAUCCACACUGGGGAGAAACCUUAUGAAUGCAAACAGUGUGGAAAGACAUUCAGUCGCAGCUCUGCUCUUGCUGUACAUCAGAGAAUACAUACUGGUGAAAAACCUUAUGAAUGAUCAAAGUAGAAAAAAAUUGGUCAUUUAUUCUUUCUGUUCAUCAUAGAAUUCACACUUGUUGAGAAACCUUAAGAAUGGAAGCAGUGUUGAAAGGCAUUUGGGGAGAGCUACCGUGUUGCUAUACAUCAGACAAUCCAUUCUGGGGAGAAGCCUUAUGAAUGCAAGCAGUGGAAAGACAAUUAGACUGAGAUCCCAUCUUACUUUACAUCAGAGAACAGGCACUGGGGACUAAUAGUAUGAAUGCAAGCAAUGUGGAAAGAGAUCCAAUAUGAACUUUGCUUUUGUUUUACAACAUAGAAUCCACACUGGGGAGAAACAUGUAUGCAAGCUACAUGGAAAAAUGUUCACACAGUACUCCAAUCUUGCUAUUUGAAGGAAAUUUACCAGCUGACAUUUCUAGAGUAGCCUACCUGGCGAUAGCCAAACCUUGGCUCAGAAGCAAGGAUUUUGUGAUGGGAACCAUUUGUUGAUGAUACGAUGGCAACAGGGGAAAUGCACCAAUAGAUACAAGAAAUCACAAGAUUGGGGGUAGGGUGGUAUCUCCUGCACUGAUCCCUGUGUUGACCCCCUGGGUGGCCCAGGCAAAAUAUUCAGCCACAGUUGACUCUUUUAAUGUGACUUGUGAGAGUUAGUGGGCAGAGGAAACAAUUGAUAAAUUGAAGCAAGAGCAGAUUUCCAGGGUCUUCUCUUCUAGUUUAGUUAAUUGCUGGACUUUUUUGUGAGCAUGGCUAGUGUGCCCUAAUGGUGGCCACAGGGUAUCAAGCUAAUUGGAGCUGUGAGAAAAGUAUCUAUUUUUCCAUCUUAUUCCCUUAUCUUAGAUUAAAUAAAAUAAAUUUAGGGCAA